Myotis lucifugus (little brown bat) is the source of this 1032-nucleotide messenger RNA. It is a transcript of the gene FUOM, whose product is annotated as fucose mutarotase. The transcript has 5 exons. Gene Ontology annotation, biological process: clathrin coat assembly; endosomal transport; fucose metabolic process. Gene Ontology annotation, cellular component: endosome; membrane. Lineage: Eukaryota; Metazoa; Chordata; Mammalia; Chiroptera; Vespertilionidae. Gene Ontology annotation, molecular function: racemase and epimerase activity, acting on carbohydrates and derivatives; clathrin light chain binding; fucose binding. The coding region runs from base 348 to 1004 and encodes 218 amino acids. The record is from RefSeq and is a predicted model, not a curated record.
GGGGUCAUGUCCCCCAUGACACUCACCAAACACCUGCUGAGCGCCUUCUCUGCCAGCACCGAGCAGGUGCCGGGGCAACAGUGACCAGGAGUGACUGGCUUGCCCAAGGAAAGCGGACAGCCCCGAGCUCCAGACGCUGAAACAGGAGAAGGAGGCCCUCCUCUGAGUGGGUGGGGGCCAAACCCAGCUGGAUCUCAACCCAGUGGACCAAGGCAGGCGGGAGGGAGAGUCUGAGAGCCUGACGGAAGCCAGGACUGAGAGCCCCGACACGCCCAGGUGCAGGAGCAGUCAGGCCUCAGCUGGCCAGAGCGCUGUGCCCUGCGUGAGGACAAGGACCACCAUCCACCAUGGUGAAGCUGGGCUUCAGCUUCGGGAAGUUCGGCAGAGACCUCGGGUACCAGGAUGGAGUUACCAUGGACAGCGUCCCUCUGAUCAGCCCCCUGGAUGUCAGCCAGCUCCAGCCACCAUACUCUGACCAGGUGGUCAUCAAGACACAGACGGAAUAUGGACUGCCCUCCACAGAACAGCUGAAGAAGUUCCCAGACAUAGAGGCCCAGAAGCUGGCCUCCACCAACCCAGAGGAAGGACGCGGGAUGCCCCCAGCACGUAUGCUGGCCUUCGUCAUGGCGCUCAUGGGCUGCCUCCUGAUCAUGUACAAGGCCCUCUGGUACGACCAGUUCACCUGCCCGGAUGGCUUCCUGGUUCGGCAGCACAAGAUGUGCACCCCGCUGUCCCUGGAGAUGUACUACGCGGAGAUGGGCCCCGAGCGCCACCGCAGCAUCCUGGCGGCCAUGGGGGCCUACCCGCUGAACCGCAAGCAGGGCACCGAGCCCCCCGUGGUCUGGAGGAAGAUCCAUCCCGCCUUCAAGGAGGCGCCCAAGGCGCCCACCCAGGCGGGCCCGGCGACCACCGAGGCCCCCGGGAAGCUGGCGGCGGGCGCCGAGAAGGAGGCGGCGCUGAAGGCGGAGGGGAGCGUCCCGCCCCCGGCCCCGGCCCCGCAGUGACGGCCGCCGCGCCCGAAGCCACGAAGCC